Molecule: messenger RNA, 1770 nt
Organism: Sinocyclocheilus rhinocerous
Lineage: Eukaryota; Metazoa; Chordata; Actinopteri; Cypriniformes; Cyprinidae
Gene: vps72b
Product: vacuolar protein sorting 72 homolog b
Exons: 6
Coding region: 233-1390 (385 amino acids)
Cellular component (GO): nucleus
Source: RefSeq, a predicted model, not a curated record
CUAGUGAGUCUGACAUUUAUUCCUCUGUCAAGCUGGUAUGAUCUGAUAAAAUUUUGAAAACCUUCAGAUGCGCUCCUGAUGAUGCAGUAAUAUUUUGCUUUACGCAACAGAUUUGAGUCCUAUCCUGAAAUCUGGUCACCUGCUCUAUUUUAACUUUUCAUGUCAUUCAUUUAAAUUACAAAUACCCAUCUUAUCGUCUUUACAUAUCUGUGAAAUAGAUUUAGGUGUCAGGAUGAGUUUAGCUUUCAGCAGGGCUCCUCGAAAGACUGCGGGAAACCGCAUGUCCAGACUGCUGGAUGCAGAGGAGGAGGAUGAGUUCUACAAGACCACCUAUGGAGGAUUUCACGACGAAUCAGGUGAUGAAGAAUAUAAGGGUGACUUGUCUGAAACGGAAGAUGAGGUGGACAGUGACUUUGACAUUGAUGAAGGGGAUGAACCCGACAGCGAGCAGGAGGAGGAUGGGCCGCGUCGAAAGAGCAGAGUGGUGACCAAAGCCUACAAGGAGCCAGUUAAAGUGGUGCGGCAAAAACCAAAACAACGGAAACUGGCUGAACUGCCCAGGAGGACAGACAAGACAAAGAUCAACAAAUACAACCCCCCUGAACUACAGGAGGACAUCAGCAAGAACAGGACGUCGGUGCGUCAGUCAACAACAGAACACACACGGCUGACGUACCUGAGACUGCAGGAGAGGCAGGUUGCUCCGCGUCGAAGAAAGGGUACAAGACAUGAGCGACCUUUGACCCAGGCUGAACUUUUAGCAGAGGCCAAGGUCACAGCACAGAUUAACCUUCGAUCACUGGAAAACUAUGAGCGUUUGGAGGCAGAUAAGAAACGUCAGGUUCAUAUGAAGCGUCAGUGUGUGGGAUCUGUUAUCCGAUAUCACUCUGUGCUCAUGCCACUGGUGUCUGACGUCACUCUUAAAGAGGAAAACGUGGAUGUAGAGGGUUUGGACCAAGACGCCCAGCAGAAUCCAGGCCCUCACCCUCCACAAGCUCUUUCCCAGUCAGAAUCAACCCUUACUGCGCCGCCUAGUGUCGUCUCCGCUAACACAGCUGCUGUAAACCCUUCCCUGUCAUCAGGGCCUGCCAAAUGCUCCCGCAGCUACAUCACAUUCAGUGAUGAUGAAUCUUUCCAGCGUUUCUUUCCCCAGUCCCCACCUCCUCGAAUUCCUGUCCAGGAGAUCUGCCCUGUUACCCAUAAGCCAGCGCUCUACCGAGACCCCAUCACAGACAUUCCCUACGCUAAUGUACAAGCCUUUAGGAUCAUCCGGGAAGCCUAUAAAAAGUAUGUGGCGGCCCACGGCCUGCCCUCCACUGGCACAGCGACUCCAGCCGACACCACUGCAAAGAAUCUGCGCCAGAAGAUCAUUAUUAAACAAGGCAUGUAGAACAAUACACAUCUAUCUAUCUAUCUAUCUAUCUAAAAAUAAUAAAUGUUCUUUGGUGACAUACAGUACAACUGCAUAAAAAUGUUUGCUGCCAAAUCUCUGUCCAGUGUAUUUGUAAGUGCAAUAAGCUGCAUAGUUGAAUGUGAUUUUUGCAUAAAUGCUUAAUGUAACUUUAUUUAUUGUUUUUUUUUAAUGCACUGUUUCAUUUAAUUGACUAUGUAGUGAUAUGUAUUUAUAAUGUGUCCGUAUUAUUUAAAACAGCAUUAAAGAUUGCUGUCAUGUAGCCUUUUAGAUGUCAUUAUUUUUUAUAAUAAUAAAAAAAAAAAAAAGUGGGCCAUCUAUAAAAUUUGUUUGUGUUGGAAAGAAGAACCCACUUAGUA